This is a messenger RNA of Vigna unguiculata (cowpea), 1698 nucleotides long. RefSeq lists its product as uncharacterized. NCBI's taxonomy places the organism in Eukaryota, Viridiplantae, Streptophyta, Magnoliopsida, Fabales, Fabaceae. The record is from RefSeq and is a predicted model, not a curated record.
UUCUUAUAUGUCAUAAUUAAUCACUCUGUUACAUUGACAGAGUAGUUCCCGAGAUCCUCUCCUUGCCUUUCUUUAUCAAUGCAUUGUGAAACUUUUCUGUGUUUUUCCAUAGACAAACCCAUAUACCCCAAAACCCAGCUUUCAUUUCCUUAAAUAUCCUUGCAUGACAGCUUCUCCCUCCUUUUCUUAAUUUUCAUCUUGAUUCUCUUUGUGAUUUUCCAUCUCCAGAACGAUGGUGCAAAACAGGUUAAUCUCCUAAUGAACCUCAUUUUGCACCAUUUUCUUUGAAGGGUCGUUGUAAAUUGAAGCUACGGGAUUUCGAGAAUUCAUCCUAAAAAUAAGUUCCAAAGUUAAUGGCUUAUUUGAAUCAUGAGAACAGCAAGAGAGGAAGUGGUAAGAAACUAAAAGUGCAUUUUGAUCUACCUGAGGAUGAUGAUUAUCCCAAUCACAAGCGUUCAGGUUCUUCAGGAUCUCCUAGAUCUUCUUCAUCAUCAUCAGAUUCUGAUGAUGAUGGCAUGGACAAUGCUGAUUCCAAGUAUUGUGGCAUCUAUGGCUCUCCUGUGUGGAGUUUCCAAGGAGGGUCAGUGUCCCAAUCUCCUCCACUUCAGCUCAUGAAUUCUCCUGGGUAUGACCCUAACAGAAUCCCCUCUUCUAUAUUCAAUAAACCUGCAAGUCCUUUGGAAUGGAGUGUGGCCUCAAAUGAAUCACUAUUCAGCAUACACAUAGGAAACAACAGUUUCUCAAAGGAUCAUGCUUUUGCAUUGAGCAACAGAUCUGGGGAAUUGCCUAGGACUGGUGAUACAGCAAUGCUGCCAUCCGUUCAAGAGGCAAAUUGUAAAGACAAAAAUGUGGACAUGGAAAGACACUCUUUCUCAUUAGAUUCGCCCACUGGAACUUCAGAUUCAGUUGCUGACACCAAGAAAACAGAAACAUCAGAAGUUUCCACAGAUGGGACAGUGUCGAACAAAACUCCAGAUGAUCAUAGUAACGAAGCAAAGAUCCCUAAUGGGGAACCUAAAAAGGUUUUUCGUUCCAUGGGAAGCGAUAUAAGCACACGUUCAUUUCAAUUUCCUAUAUUGACAGCUGAAGGAGGAAGAACUAGUUCAUCAUUAGAAGAUUCAUCAGAAAAGCAAGAGAAAGGUGAAAACCAGGAGCAGCAGCCAGAGAAUGAACUGCAGAAAAGUCCUAGUUCUAAAUCAGAAAAGGCACCAAAACAAGGUGGCAAAAGUUGGUGUUUCUGCUUCACCUGUUCAUGCUUUUGAGAGAGACAGGUUUUGGAUGAUGUUGGAAUGGAAACAGCUAAAUGACUAAAAUGAUGAUGGUGACAAUGGUCAAACAAUUGAUCUGCUGGUUACAUGGGAAUCAUUUCCUUCAUUGAAACCUGAGCUUCAAUCACAUGGUUAAGAAGGAAAUGAGUUCAAUGUUAAAGGGUAUACAUAGAUGAAUAUUUUUUAUCAAUAACCUCUCACAACAAAUCAAUCGAAUGAUGAUUAUGUAAACCAUCCAACAGUGCUUGAAAAUAGCUAUUAUGCUUUAAAGGGUCCAAAUUCUUAGAUAUUAAUCUUUUCGUUAAAUCACUUGCAGUUACAUGCAUUAACAGAUCCCUCUGUUUGAGAAAUCAAGAUUGAGAGGAUUCAACUCAUACACUUCUUCCUGUUUCAAAUUUGAUAAAUUCAGGUUGUUCAUGUCAUGUACAUC